AUGAAGUACAUCUACUCGGGACAGGUGGAGUUCAAUCCCGAUACCGUUGUCGAGCUCAUGGCCGCUGCCAACCAAUAUCAGCUGGUGCAGCUGAAAAGGCGAUGCGAAAAGUACAUCAUCCAAGCCAUCGAUGAAGACAACGUUGAGAGCCUGCGUGAGGCAGGCGAAUUGUAUGGGGCCCCACUGUUGGUGUCGUGCUGCAAACGCUUCGUGUCUGCCCUGGUUUCCCCGACUCUCAAGCAGCAACCCGGACCUGCGCAGCCAAACUCGCCGCCUGCCGCCGGACCUGAAACCAAGCGGCCCAGAAAGGAGGAUCGUGAUGACGGUGAUGCCCGUAAGUCGUCUGGUUGGAAGAAAUACUUCUUCUGA
This is a messenger RNA of Acanthamoeba castellanii str. Neff, 369 nucleotides long. RefSeq lists its product as uncharacterized. Lineage: Eukaryota; Discosea; Longamoebia; Acanthamoebidae. Bases 1 to 369 code for a protein of 122 amino acids. Gene Ontology annotation, molecular function: protein binding. The record is from RefSeq and is a predicted model, not a curated record. The transcript is spliced from 3 exons.